GUUUUUCAUGAACAAAAAUAAAGUUUAGGCGUUGGAAUACAACGAACUAGGCCGAGGCCACGGCCACUUUCUUCUACUGCCUUAUUCGUAAUAUGUGAACUUUAUCCGAAGGUACAUAUGAUGACAUAUGGGUCUAAAAAUUACCAGUAUGGUAGAUCUCCGCGUCAGGAGAUGUUGGACGACAUGAGGGAGGAGCUGUUGAAGGCUAAAAAGGCCAAUGCACAGCUCGCACUGGACAAUCGCCUUCUAAAUACUAAAUUACAACGCCUGUCAAGAGAAAUUAGAAUAUAUACUGGUGCGAAACUUCCUAAGAUCGAACAUACAGAACGUCAUCAGCAGUCUGGUUCCAAUUCCACAGAACGUCAUCAGCAAUCUGGUUCUCGUUCUACAGAACGUCAUCAGCAACCUAGCUCCAACUCAAGUUCUCAGUCGAAUAGCAGAUCGUCGCAAAAGAAAAGAAGCCGUUCGAAACCAAGGCUGCGAUCUAGCGAAAGCAAAGCAGAGCCAAUUGUGCAAAUCAUUACACGUACAGAAACGAGUCCGGGAGGUAAAACUGCUGAGGAAAACGAGCUUUCGAAUCAAAUACGAGUUCUCCAUGAGAAGAACAAGAAGAAGCUGAAGGUCGCCAAAGCUUAUGCAGAACAAAAUCGUAAGCUAAAAGAGAGACUAAAACAAAUGAGAGAAGAAUUUCACGAGCUACAAAAAAUACCAAAAAUUGAAAGCGGAUCUGGCACUCCCUCAAUCCAGUUGAAUGGUCUGGAAAGUCACCUAGUCGAUCUGGUAUCGAAGCUUGAAUCCACACGAUUUCAAGAAAAUGGAGGAGUUGAUACUGGUGAUGAUGAAGAAACUCCUGAUGAUAAUCCCAGUGAGCCAGGCCAGGAUGAUGAGAGGGAUACAAACAGCGAUGAUCAACGUCAAAACGGAACCGCAAACAAGUCAGCAAAUGUGGAAGAUCAGGUACCACCUGAUGUGCUUCUUUACGUCAUUAGCGAGCUGGCUACGGCACACUAUGAACGUCGACGAGUUCUGGAAAUGUUGGACGCGGGCUGACGUCUCGAUCAUAUCACAUAUCGCACAAAUGAAUGCUUUGUUUUGAGCCUCUAUAAUGCUAGGAUUGGUCG
Cylicocyclus nassatus is the source of this 1121-nucleotide messenger RNA. NCBI's taxonomy places the organism in Eukaryota, Metazoa, Nematoda, Chromadorea, Rhabditida, Strongylidae. The record is from the annotation of a GenBank genome assembly.